AUGACGCCCGCGGUGACGCGCGAGGACGCGCGCGAGAAAGUCCCCACGGUGUCGCUCGAACUGUACGCGAAAGAUUUCGAAAAGUUUGUCCACGACCUGGGAGAGGCGUACGAGCGAUACGGAUUCGUCAUCUUGGAAAAUCAUGGGAUCGAUCUGGAACUCAUCGAACGCGCGAUGGAACGCUCGAAGGCGUUCUUUGCGUGCGAUGAGGAAUGUAAGAAGAAGUACACGCUGCGCGGGUUGGGCGGCGCGCGCGGGUACACGGCGUUCGGAGUGGAGACGGCGAAGGGAGCGAACGCGCCUGAUUUGAAAGAGUUUUGGCACCUCGGGCGAGACUUGCCGGCGGGCCAUAAGUACGAGUCGACGAUGCCGCCGAAUGUGGAUGACGUGGUGGAAGUCGAAGGGUUUAGCGAAGUGAAUAAGCAAAUCUUCAACGCUCUAGAUGAGCUCGGGAAUUGCGUGCUCGAGGCGCUGGCGGUGCAUCUGGAACAACCGCGCGAGUAUUUCGCAGAUAAGACGAACGAAGGCAACAGUAUUUUGCGUAUCAUUCACUAUCCACCAAUUCCGCCUGAUGCUGCGGGGCGCGUGCGCGCUGGUGCGCACGAGGAUAUCAAUCUCAUCACGCUCCUGCUCGGCGCCGACGAGGGUGGUUUGCAACUCUUGGGAAAGGAUGGAGAGUGGCUCGAAGUCAACCCGCCUCCCGGAUGCGUGACGUGCAACAUCGGUGACAUGCUGCAACGCCUGUCGAAUCACAAGCUUCCUUCGACGACGCACCGUGUCGUGAAUCCUCCCGCGGAACGGGCGCACAUUCCUCGAUAUUCCAUGCCAUUCUUUUUACAUCCAAAUCCAGACUUCGUCAUCAAAACGCUGGAGUCGUGCAUUUCGGAUCAGUAUCCCAAUCGCUAUCCAGAGCCCAUUAGCUCUGAUGAAUACUUGCAGCAACGCCUUCGAGAGAUUAAACUCAAAUCAUGA
Messenger RNA from Ostreococcus lucimarinus CCE9901, 972 nucleotides. RefSeq lists its product with no specific name. The transcript has 2 exons. Gene Ontology annotation, molecular function: dioxygenase activity. The coding region runs from base 1 to 972 and encodes 323 amino acids. NCBI's taxonomy places the organism in Eukaryota, Viridiplantae, Chlorophyta, Mamiellophyceae, Mamiellales, Bathycoccaceae. The record is from RefSeq and is a predicted model, not a curated record.